AUGGAGAAUGUGUGUCCAGCAGCCAAGCAGUCGCUCUUUUAUUUUGCUCUAUCUAGCCUAAUGUUUGUUGUGUCUUUUUUCUCGGCUAGUGUUUUAGGCUACACCUCUGAACUAUGGGCGCUCACGUACUGGGGACCGGCCCUUUAUUUUUGCCUACUAAAUUUUAUUCUCCGCUACUUUUUAAAAGGCUUCACAUACGAGGUAGCCACAAGGGCAGCACUGUUGGGUUCAGUUUUCGCGACGGGACUCUACUUUGCAACAUUUGAUAAUAGUUUCCACAUAUUUGGUCUCUAUGCCAUGGCCAUAUCCUUGUUCCACUUCUCCGAGUUCUUUACGGUUGCUCUCACAAAUCCCCAGACCCUUACUGUUGAUUCAUUUAUAUUAAAUCACAGCACCCAGUAUUGGAUAGCUGCCGUGACAAGCUGGCUGGAGGCCGGUGUGGAAUAUUACUUCUUCCCAAGUAUGAAGUCAUAUUUCUGGUUGUCUCAUAUUGGAGUAGUGAUGUGCAUUGUGGGUGAGGUUUUAAGGAAGGUGGCUAUGUUUACCGCCAAGACCAACUUUAACCAUCAUGUCCAAACAAUAAAGAAGCCCGACCACCGACUGGUCACCAAUGGUGUUUACUCUCUGUGUCGACACCCCAGUUAUGUGGGCUGGUUCUACUGGUCUAUAGGCACACAGAUAAUCCUUCUCAACCCAAUCUGUGUGGUCAUCUAUGCGUUGGUGUCGUGGAUGUUCUUCAAUGAACGCAUCUUUGCCGAGGAGAUGUUCCUGAUCUCGUUCUUUGGGAAGCAGUACUUGGAGUAUCAGAAGAGAGUGAGCACGGGCCUGCCCUUCAUUAAGGGGGUUGUGAUGGACGGGGUCAGCUAG
Molecule: messenger RNA, 867 nt
Organism: Danaus chrysippus (African queen)
Lineage: Eukaryota; Metazoa; Arthropoda; Insecta; Lepidoptera; Nymphalidae
Source: the annotation of a GenBank genome assembly